AUGCCGAAAGAACGCCAAACGUGUACGGAAUGUUCUAUGCGGCGACAGAAAUGUGAUCGCAACAUCCCCUGCAGUCGCUGUGUCAAGCGCGGCGACGGACACAAAUGUACUCGAGAGUGGCCAGACGGGGGCUAUGACCCGAGGAUUCAUCGUAUCUACCCUCGGACAUCGACAGGUCAAGGGGAUGACUCCCCUGGCACCACCGACAACACUUCCCCAGCGACGACUGCUCAACAUGUCCCAGACAUGCCUCAUCAGCCAUCCAGGAGGAAAUCCGCCUCGGUAAAAUCAGCAAAUAGCCCCAACCCUCGCCGCCAACCCAAUCCUCUUGCACUUGGCCCGCAGACCGGGAAUGGUCCCCUCUCAGAUCCCGAUGCCGCAGCCAGCACAUUGGAGUUUCUUACCUGGGGUCGAUCGAAAUUCUCCGACUACGACCUGAAAGCGCUGGAGCUCCUGAAGGAGCCUCACAAUGCUGGGUCCGCCUCUGCACCCAAAGACACCGGACCAGACUGGGAUGUUUCCAAUGGGUUUGGGGGUACAGGUGCAGCCCAGGUAUCGUUCUUGCAGCUAUUGCUUCCGAAUCGUCGACAGGUCUUUCAACUUGUGGAAUACCACAUCAACUCCAUAUUAUGGUAUCAUGCUUGCCUUCAUGGGCCCACCUUCUAUGGCGAGCUCAAGGAUGUCUAUCAAGGCCCCAGUGGUUUACAGGUCAGGAACAUGGACCUGAGAUGGACUGCUAUAUUGUUUUCAAUUAUGGCAGCCAGCAUGACCUGUGCGAGCGACCAGUUGGCGACUUCAUGGGGAUUCAAAAAGAGUGAACGGGCCAAAUUGACCAGGCAAUGGUAUAAGGCCACUGUCACAUGUCUCAACCUCGCUGAUUACAUGUGGCGACAUCACAUCUACUCUGUGCAAGCCAUCACCAUAUUGACCAUGUCAGCGCAUGUCCUUGGCUUCAGUAAUACUCAGAGCACGCUGCUUGGGGUAGCCCUGAAGAUCGCUCAAGGUCUAGGUCUCCAAAGACUUGGCCCCGAGGACGAGAGCAGUAAUCCUACUGGACUCUCCCUCAUGAGUGCUGCAGCGCUCCGAGACAAAGCCAUUAAACGGGAGACCGGCAGGAGACUAUGGUCUCAACUCUGCAUGCAAGAUUGGUUUUCCAUUCCGUUCUCUGAGAUGUACUCGAUCCAGAGACAUCAUUUUACGACGAUUAAACCGCUGCACGUGGACGACAACACGAUGGAACCUAUACCUGAAGAUAUGCCUUCUAUGACUAGCUUCCAAAACUUUCUCACGGAGAUGGCCUCCUUGAUGCCGCAAAUUCACGACGCCAUCAUAGCAUCAAACACUCUUUACACUAAAUACGAACAGGUCAUUGAGUACGACACCAGAAUGCGGACUUUGGCUACUGAGAAUAUGCCGUCUUUCCUCUCGAUGACGGAACCAAUUAGGCCAGAAUGGCCAGCUUUCAUCCCGUGGGCCAGACGAAGCUUGACAAUAUGUUUUGCUCAUAAGAUUAUCAUGAUCCAUCGAGCAUUCCUUGGACGCAGCUUCACCGAGCCAGCAUUCGACUUCACCCGGCGUACAUGCAUGGCAGCAGCAAAGAGUAUUUUGAAAGAGGCCAGGCAAGCCUAUGAUGAAGAGGGGCCCAUGCUAUGGAUAGAUCAAGCUUUCAUGGUGGCGGCUGGGAUCACACUCGCGCUGGAUAUCUUCCACCGGAAAGCCAAUGAGCCUGAAUAUGAGGAACACCGAAAGUUGGUUGAGAACACCAUCAGCAUGCUAGGAAAAUUCGAGAACAGCAUGAUUGCCCUCAGAGGGAUUCGUCUCCUGUCGUCUCUUCUUGCAGAACAGGCUCGACUCACUGCAGACCAGACCCUGGAGAACUACCGAAAACGUACAAAUGACGUGCUGGGCGCGAGCGAUCUAUCACAGCCUAAGAGGCAGAAAUUCAACGUGCCCAAGUUUGUUGAGUCGUUUGUGGGUAACGAUUCCUUUACGCAUUCUUUGCGGACGGCGAACAGGGGCGUGGAACCGUCACUCGACCUUUUCGAACCCGAAGCACGAACACCAUCGCGUACACCGAUCCCGCCAGAUCAGCCUAUCACGUCUGAUUUCGGGUACGAGACAUUCGAACAACUAUUCCCGCCUCAUACCGGCAUCAGCAACAACUUUUUAUUUGAGGAUCUUUUGAACUUUGAUAUAUGA
Molecule: messenger RNA, 2199 nt
Organism: Exophiala spinifera
Lineage: Eukaryota; Fungi; Ascomycota; Eurotiomycetes; Chaetothyriales; Herpotrichiellaceae
Exons: 1
Coding region: 1-2199 (732 amino acids)
Biological process (GO): regulation of DNA-templated transcription
Molecular function (GO): zinc ion binding; DNA-binding transcription factor activity, RNA polymerase II-specific
Source: RefSeq, a predicted model, not a curated record